Molecule: messenger RNA, 1491 nt
Organism: Malassezia japonica
Lineage: Eukaryota; Fungi; Basidiomycota; Malasseziomycetes; Malasseziales; Malasseziaceae
Exons: 2
Coding region: 1-1491 (496 amino acids)
Cellular component (GO): TRAPPIII protein complex
Source: RefSeq, a predicted model, not a curated record
AUGGAGCCGAGUGCGGGGCCGCCGCCGCCGCUCGUGGUCAAGGUAAUGCGCAUGUCUGCGCCGGUCCUUGCCGCGCGUUCGGUGCCGGUAUUCGAGACAUCCAAAGAGUCGGGGUCGGCGCUCGGCGCAGCGUCGGGCGUCGAGGCGUUCGACCCAGCCGCCUGGGACGCCGUCCAGGCGAGCUAUGCACGCGGCAGCGACCGUGUCUUUACCGAGGCGGAGCCGACGCUGCGCGAUGCGACAUACACGGACCACUUGGUCCUCCCUUCGUCGUUUGGGACGGUCGCUGUCGGCGAGACGUUUAGCGUGUUGGUAAGUGUGACGAACGAGUCGGACGCGCCGGUCCAAGGUGUCCGCCUGCAGGUGGACAUGCAGGCGGGUGGCCCGGACGCCUCGCAUCCGCUUGAGUACGUCCUGUCGUACGCGCCAGAGAGCGACGCCAGCGCGCCGCCGGCCGUGGUCGAGCUCGCGCCGCGUGCGCGCCUCACCCUCGUCGCGCGCCACGAGAUCGGGACGAUGGCGCAGCAUGCGCUCGUGUGUCGCGUGCGCUGCGACUUGCCGACGAGCGGCGAGGAGCAUUGGAUGACCAAGUACGUGCCUAUGCUCACCAGACUGUACAAAUUCUCCGUCCAGCCUCCUCCGAUCGCAUUGCACACCACGUCGCAAGGCGUCCGCAGCCGCGCACUGGCCAUGCACCCUGAUGUGCGUGUGCGUGAGCGUGUGUAUAUCCAGGUGCAGGUGCACAACGUAUCGCCCCGGCCGGUGGUCCUGGAGGAGCUGCGCCUCGAUACGCAGCCGGCGAACGACGCCUGGACCUGGCACCUCGUCGAUGCGCUGGAUACGGGAAGCACCGCGCGGCACUUGCAGCCGAAAGACGUGCGCCAGUACGUCUUUGUGCUCGCGCCGAGCAGCGAGGCGGUGCUGGAAAAGGCGACGCUCGCGCAGCUCGCCGCCGCGCCGGCCGACAAGCGCUUGGUCAGUGUCGUGCAUCCGCUCGGCACGAUCGUCGCGCACUGGCGCGUGCCGAAUGCCGAGCCUGGCGUGCUCAAAAUUGGGCCGAUUCAGCGCGGCGUUAAUAUGCCCGUUCCGCCUGCGCUCGAUGGUCUUCCCCGCCUGUUUGCGACCGCGCACCUCGCCGCGCUGCCGCAAGCAUUUGUCGCUGAGGCCGCGGCCGAGCUGACAGUGCACGUCGCAGUGCAUGCCCUCGACGGCGCUCAGCGCACGUACGACCUCGCGCUCGUCGCCGCCGACGGUACGUGGCUGAACAUGAGCCUGCUCGGCCCCGCGUACCGCGCGAUUCCCCACGUCACGGAGCAUGCCGAGGUGCGCAUUUCUGUCCUCCCUCUCAAGGCCGGCGUCGUGCAGAGCGGCGGCAUGGCGCUCAUGCUCACGUCGUACACCGAGGGCGCGACGACCGUCCCCGUGUCUCCACCCCACAUCCUGCGCGAGUGGCCGUGUUUCGUGGAACUGGUUACUAUUGACACGGGCUAA